Molecule: messenger RNA, 212 nt
Organism: Haplochromis burtoni (Burton's mouthbrooder)
Lineage: Eukaryota; Metazoa; Chordata; Actinopteri; Cichliformes; Cichlidae
Product: diacylglycerol kinase zeta
Biological process (GO): lipid phosphorylation; intracellular signal transduction; regulation of synaptic transmission, glutamatergic
Cellular component (GO): nucleus
Molecular function (GO): ATP-dependent diacylglycerol kinase activity
Source: RefSeq, a predicted model, not a curated record
AUGAUGAGAGACUCGGAGCGGCCCGAGCUGGAAGACGUGGCCGAGGAGGAGGACGUGCUCGCUGGGCUGGAACACUCCAGGAGCGCACAGGAGUCCGGUGUCUCUCAGGUACCCAAACAGAAAGAGCUGAAGGGGGCUGAGCAGCAGCUGGCGGUAUCCCAGAUGGAGGCAGAGUUCGUGCAGCUGACCUUCAGGAAGCAGGUGUCUUACAG